Molecule: messenger RNA, 1913 nt
Organism: Aphanomyces invadans
Lineage: Eukaryota; Oomycota; Saprolegniomycetes; Saprolegniales; Verrucalvaceae
Exons: 1
Coding region: 27-1649 (540 amino acids)
Biological process (GO): proteolysis
Molecular function (GO): dipeptidyl-peptidase activity; serine-type exopeptidase activity
Source: RefSeq, a predicted model, not a curated record
CCGAGUUGGACGACAGGUGGCGGUGGAUGAGCGCUCGGUCCAGCACCGCCGACGAGGACACGCGGCUCCCGAUCCUAGAAAAGUACACACAAGAGAGCAAUGCGGUUGCUGCAAAGCACGCGACGUGGACCAAGUCCUUCAUUAUGGGCGGCCUAGUCCUUUUCAUUACCGGCACUGCCGUGGUCUUUGGCAUGACGGGUGCGUCAUCAAACGACAAGGCGUUGUUUAAAAGGGACUACAAUGUCGAUUUGCGCAAGAAUUGCACGGAAGCGUACUUGACCCAACCGUUGAAUCAGUUUGGCGCCACUGGCAACACAUACGAGGAGCGAUACUUUGUAUGCGAUGCUGAGUGGAAGCAAGGCGGCCCGAUCUUCUUCUACACGGGCAAUGAAGCAAACGUCGAGCUGUACUUGAACCAUACAGGACUCAUGUGGGAGAACGCUGCCGAGUUUGGCGCGAUGCUCGUGUUUGCCGAACACCGAUACUUUGGUCUGUCGAUCCCAGACGAUGCCCUCAACCGCAUGGAGUACUUGUCGUCGGAGCAAGCGCUUGCCGACUACGCCGUGCUCAUUCGGGAGCUCAAGGACGUGUACAAUGCGACGUCAAGCGCCGUGAUUGCGUUUGGCGGGUCGUACGGCGGCAUGUUGGCCACUUGGUUUCGUCAGAAGUACCCACACGUCGUGGACGGCACGAUUGCUGGGUCUGCACCGGUCUUGGCGUUCGAUGGCCAAACUCCCGCCGCUGACAUGAGCUCGUUCAUGCGGAUUGUCACGUUCGAUGCGACGCCGGCCGCCGGUGCUGAAGCCAACUGUGUGCCCAACAUAAAGAGCGUCUGGGGCAAGAUUGAAGCGGCAGCGAAAACUCCGAGUGGCCGCGACACGCUCGCGACGGCGUUUGGAUUUUGCAAGUCAUUUGACACCGAGGCCGACGCAUUGGGGCUCUUCGACUGGAUUCAAGGCGCAUUUGCGUCCAUGGCGAUGGGAAAUUACCCGUAUCCGUCGUCGUAUCUCAUGAACGGCGUCAGCAUCAUGCCCGCUUACCCCGUCCGCGUCGCAUGCUCACAUUUGAAGGAUCUGCUCAUCGACGACGACGUGGCACUUUUUCGUGCUGUCCGCAACAGCGUCGGCGUGUAUUACAACACGACAUUCGACAAACCAUGCUACUCGUUCGGGCAGCCGUCGAACGAAUCCCAGCACGACACCGACUUUUGGGACUACCUGUCGUGCUCAGAGAUGUACAUGCCCAUGGACCAAGACGGCGUCGACGAUUUCUACACGCCAAGCUUUCACAACGUGUCGGCCACGAACGAGAGCUGCUUCGCCAAAUGGAACGUUCCCCUUCGCCCGACGUGGGCAAACACCGUGUACGGCGGCCGCCAAGGCCUCGAAGCCACGUCGAACAUUGUGUUUACGAACGGCAACUACGACCCGUGGUCCGGCACGGGCGUCCUCACGUCUGUGUCGGACUCGGUCGUCGCCCUCCGAGUUGACGGAGGAGCCCACCAUUUGGACUUCAUGUUUAGCCAUCCGUUGGACAUGCAGUCUGUCAAGGACGUCCGCAUCGAGCAGAAGAAGCACAUGCGCAAGUGGAUCGCGGCCAAGAUGACCAAGACUGCACGAGUCGCUUCGCGUGGCAAUCGAAGCCGUUGAAACUCUUUCGCGCACUGCAUUGGAUGUGGUGUCUUGCGUAUCAGAUCUGGGGUAGCUCGAUGGCGCCGCGACUGUCGUCGACAUGACGGAAGUGACGAAGUCAAUGUCGAGCCCAGAGAUCUGCAGCCUUACAAGCACGUAGUACCAGUAGAUGCAGACCAAGGCGCAUUACUGGGGUGGCGUCGUGCGAGAGAUUGUUCCGAGCGGCACACGAUGGCCCCCAGUUGAUGAAAGGACGACAGCCACUGCGUUGGGGAGCUGCAU